Molecule: messenger RNA, 4052 nt
Organism: Mustela lutreola (European mink)
Lineage: Eukaryota; Metazoa; Chordata; Mammalia; Carnivora; Mustelidae
Gene: KLHL14
Product: kelch like family member 14
Exons: 9
Coding region: 43-2025 (660 amino acids)
Molecular function (GO): protein binding
Source: RefSeq, a predicted model, not a curated record
CGGCGGCGGUGGCUCUCCCGGGCGGGCGGGCGCGCGGGCGGGAUGUGGGCAGAGGGUCCCUUUCUGCUCGGCCCUGGAAGGUGCAAUUACAGGUUGGAGGAGGGUUUAAAGCCAGGUGCGCCGAGUCAGCUCGCCAUGUCCAGAUCCGGGGACAGGACCUCCACCUUCGACCCCAGCCACAGCGACAACCUGCUGCACGGCCUCAACCUGCUGUGGAGGAAGCAGCUGUUUUGCGACGUGACCCUGACGGCCCAGGGCCAGCAGUUCCACUGCCACAAGGCCGUGCUGGCCUCCUGCUCGCAGUACUUCCGAUCGCUCUUCUCCAGCCACCCCCCUCUCGGGGGAGGGGUCGGCGGCCAGGACGGCCUGGGGGCCCCCAAGGACCAGCAGCAGCAGCAGCCGCAGCAGCAGCCGCCACAGCAGCAGCAGCAGCCGCCGCAGGAGGAGCCCGGGACUCCUUCCUCCUCCCCCGACGACAAGCUGCUGACCAGUCCUCGGGCCAUCAACAACCUAGUGCUGCAGGGCUGCUCGUCCAUCGGGCUGCGCCUGGUGCUCGAGUACCUCUACACGGCCAACGUGACCCUCUCCCUGGACACGGUGGAGGAGGUGCUGUCGGUCAGCAAGAUCUUGCACAUCCCGCAGGUCACCAAGCUCUGCGUGCAGUUCCUCAACGACCAGAUCUCGGUACAGAACUACAAGCAGGUGUGCAAGAUCGCUGCGCUGCACGGCCUGGAGGAGACCAAGAAGCUGGCCAACAAGUACCUGGUGGAGGAUGUGCUGCUGCUCAACUUCGAAGAGAUGCGCGCCCUGCUGGACUCGCUGCCGCCCCCCGUGGAGUCGGAGCUGGCGCUCUUCCAGAUGUCCGUGCUGUGGCUGGAGCACGACCGCGAGACCCGCAUGCAGUACGCGCCCGACCUCAUGAAGCGCCUCCGCUUCGCGCUCAUCCCGGCCCCGGAGCUGGUGGAGCGGGUGCAGUCAGUGGAUUUCAUGCGCACCGACCCGGUCUGCCAAAAGCUGCUGCUGGACGCCAUGAACUACCACCUGAUGCCCUUCAGGCAGCACUGCAGGCAGAGCCUGGCCAGCAGAAUUCGCUCUAACAAGAAAAUGCUGUUACUGGUCGGAGGCUUGCCUCCCGGGCCGGACCGGCUCCCCAGCAACUUGGUUCAGUACUACGAUGAUGAAAAGAAGACAUGGAAAAUACUCACAAUUAUGCCGUACAACAGUGCCCACCACUGCGUUGUGGAGGUAGAAAACUUCUUGUUUGUGCUGGGUGGAGAGGACCAGUGGAACCCCAACGGAAAACACAGUACAAAUUUUGUCAGCCGAUAUGAUCCUCGAUUUAAUAGCUGGAUACAACUUCCACCCAUGCAAGAAAGAAGAGCCAGUUUCUAUGCAUGUCGGCUGGACAAACAUUUAUAUGUUAUUGGUGGAAGGAACGAAACCGGCUAUUUGUCCAGCGUGGAGUGCUAUAACCUAGAAACAAACGAAUGGCGGUAUGUGUCCUCCCUACCACAGCCUCUGGCAGCUCACGCGGGAGCAGUGCACAAUGGGAAAAUAUACAUUUCAGGGGGUGUACACAAUGGAGAAUAUGUCCCAUGGCUAUAUUGCUAUGACCCUGUAAUGGAUGUCUGGGCUCGAAAACAAGAUAUGAACACAAAACGCGCCAUCCACACUUUGGCUGUAAUGAAUGAUCGCUUGUAUGCAAUUGGAGGAAAUCAUUUGAAAGGUUUCUCCCACCUUGACGUAAUGCUCGUGGAAUGCUAUGACCCAAAAGGUGACCAGUGGAAUAUUCUCCAAACUCCCAUUUUAGAGGGUCGAAGUGGCCCUGGCUGUGCAGUGCUCGAUGACAGCAUCUACCUUGUGGGAGGCUACAGCUGGAGUAUGGGGGCCUACAAGUCAUCUACAAUAUGCUAUUGUCCGGAAAAAGGCACCUGGACAGAACUGGAAGGAGAUGUAGCAGAACCACUGGCAGGCCCAGCCUGUGCAACGGUUAUCCUGCCCGCCUGCGUCCCUUACAACAAAUAACACCAGCAAGCCCUGAAAUGGACAGUAUCACAUUCUAGGAGACGGUGACAGGUGACAUCGCGAUCAUACUAGGAACAGUGCAUUCUAAUGGUAUAACUGCCGGAAUCCACCCUUGGUUUCUAACAAUAUUUCCAAGUAACUACAAAAGAAAAAGACCUGCUCUUGAACAGAUAACCGUGUCUGGAACUCGGAUCACACCAAACGUGCUGUGAUGACAGAUGCUUCCAUUUCAGACGGGUUUUAAUUCGUCCCAGCUUUCCAAAAACUCCUCACAUGGAUUUUAACGUUCAAAAGGAGAAAGAUAUAAUAUGGAAGAGUGCCCCCAGAGAGACCUAAGAUCAGUAUUGUGCAUUGUAGUCUACCUGCAUGUGAUCUAUGUUGAAGUUUUGGGGAUAUUGUGUUCAUGAAUGAUUCAGAAUUUGACCCACUAAAAUACUUACUGCAUCACAGGAAUUGCCACUUGAUUUUAUAUUCCUAAUCUGUGGCUACUUCACAGACUCCACAGGCAACACAAUUGUAGAGAAUCAUAUGAGAUUGAAGAGGAACAUGUUUGUUUCUAUAGAUCUUCAUUUCAUUUACCUUCUGCCCCCUCACAACGCCCCAUGGGAUCAGAGAAGAGAAAGAUGUUGGUUCUUGUAGCAAUUGCUUCCUGCCCUGUAGGCUCUAGGCCAGCCAGUCAAAACCUGUGUCCUCAAUUUUAUAUGAAAGAUUAAAGCAAAAUAUAUUAUGUCACUGUUCAUUCCACAGAGGCUCAAGUUUUUCUCAUUUUUUACAGUAUAUAAAAAAGUAGUGAACACACCUGUCAUUUCCUCCAAAAAGUAGGACUGAAAAAAUUGCUCGUCCAAUAUUGAAGAGAUUCUUGUUGGUUAAUACAUCUGACCCAAACUUAAACCAUAAUAAAACUGGGAGAUGCCUUUCAGGAAUUCAGGAAUAAUUUCUUUUAAGUACAAUCCCAGUUGUCUCUCUGUCCUGAAGACACACAACUUAAAAGAGCCAUGAGAGUGAAUCAUCUUCCUUAACAAAUAUUUCUCCCUCUUCCUCACCUUUGGCUCUAGAAAUGGCUCUAGAUUUGACUCUAGAAAAGCACAUGACUCACCCUGAUUAUUCUCCAACUCAUCAUACUCGUUUGUUAUCACCAAAGAUGCCUGAGCUCAGUUAGGUGAGCAAUUGCUAGUUGUCUUUAGGAGCAAGAGGAAAUUAGGAGCAGAAGGUCAGCAGAGCAUAAGAUGGUUUUCGGUGUGGCCAGUCAACAGAGCAAGACUGGAAAGAACAUAAAUUUAAUUUUUAAGCUCUUUGGAGCUGGAACAAAAACAGUUAGGAAUAAAUACUAGCCUAAAAUAUUUCCCCAUCACCCAGGGGUGUUGUUGAAUCCCUUAACAAAUGUGUCAUUCAAAACAACAACGUGGGGAAGCCACAGAUUAAAAAUGCUUUGGUGAUAAGCUUUCACCGUGGAGCAUGUCAAGAUAGAUGGGCGUACUGGCAUCUAAUGCCUUUUCUGCAGUAAAGUGCAAUCUUUGUUGUUUUUGUAUUUAUUUGUAUGUUCAGAUCCAAAGGAUCCGUUGUAAAAAUAUAUAUAUAAAUAUAUAUAUAUAUACAUAUAUAUAUAUAUAUCUCCAGUGCAAUCAACUUGCAUUUCUUUUUCCUUGAAAACAUACAAUACAGAGAAGGAAAGAAAAGUUACAGUACUUUGCAGGGAAGAUCGUAGCCGGCGUGCUGAAGAGAACAAGAUCGGCUUCGGAAACUUUGAUUGUCAACUACUACCAUUUCUUCUGAAAGUCACAGUUUAUACGAGGAUAUUCGCCUUCCUUAGACUUGUUCUUCACUUAUUUUUUAUUUCUAGCCAAAAUAAAUAAGAGCAUUUAUGAGAACUGUAAGUAAAGCUUUCUUUAUUUCAGAAAGGCACAAACUAUUAGAAGUGAAAAGUGAGUACUUACGUCACAGAGAUUGUAAAUUUUGUACAGUAUUAGAAUGUGUAAAUGAAGCUUGCUUGGAAGGGGAAAACUUUAAAUAAAAACUUUAUGUACUAA